AUGACGAUGAGCGCGCAGGGCGGCGAGGCCUCGGCGUCCGCGCCCAUCAGCAGCGCGCUGCCCGCCAUCCCCGCGCACAAGCUGGCCGACCUGCGCUACCUGAGCCGCGGCGCGUCCGGCACCGUCUCCGCCGCCCGCCACGCAGACUGGCGCGUGCGCGUCGCCGUCAAGCACCUGCACCUCCACGCGCCGCUGCGGGACGGUGAAAGAACUGAUGUUUUAAGAGAAGCUGAAAUUUUGCACAAAGCUAGAUUUAGUUACAUUCUUCCAAUUUUGGGAAUUUGCAAUGAGCCUGAAUUUUUGGGAAUAGUUACCGAAUACAUGCCAAAUGGAUCAUUAAAUGAACUCCUACAUAGGAAAACUGAAUAUCCUGACGUUCCUUGGGCUUUGAGAUUUCGCAUCCUGCAUGAAAUCGCACUUGGUGUAAAUUACUUGCACAAUAUGAACCCUCCUCUACUUCACCAUGACCUGAAGACUCAGAAUAUUUUAUUGGAUAAUGAGUUUCAUGUUAAGAUCGCAGAUUUUGGUUUAUCAAAAUGGCGCAUGAUGUCUCUCUCACAAUCAAAAAGUAGUAAAUCUGCACCAGAAGGCGGCACAAUCAUCUAUAUGCCACCUGAAAACUAUGAACCUGGGCAAAAGUCCAGGGCCAGUGUAAAGCAUGAUAUAUACAGCUAUGCAGUUAUCACUUGGGAAGUUUUAUCCAGAAAACAGCCUUUUGAAGGUGUCGUCAAUCCUUUGCAGAUUAUGUACAGUGUAUCCAAAGGAAACAGACCUGAGAUUAAUGAAGAAAAUUUGCCACUUGAGAUACCUCAUCGAGCACGUAUGAUUUCUUUAAUCGAAAGUGGAUGGUCACAAAAUCCAGACGAAAGACCAUCUUUUUUAAAAUGCUUAAUAGAACUUGAACCAGUUUUAAGAACAUUUGAAGAAAUAACUUUUCUUGAAGCUGUUAUUCAACUAAAGAAAACAAAGUUGCAGAGUAUUUCAAGUUCUAUUUAUUCAUGUGACAAGAAAAUGGAAUCAUCUGUAAAUCAUCAUCCACAGGAGGAGUCAUGCGGAUCCUCUCAGGUCCAUGACACUAAUGGUUCUUCUGAAACCUCAAGAACCCUGUCAACUCUGAGAUAUGAUGAUUUUCUAUCUAGAAAAACACAAGACAAUUCUGUGCAGCAACACUGUUCAGGGAAUCACAGCUGGGAUGGAAAUGUUUCUGCAAUUCAAAAGGCAACAUUCUGCGAUCAUAAGACCUCGCUGUGUUCCUUAGCACUAGCAAAUCCUCUCCUCCUUGAAGGAACAUCAGAGCGAUUACAGUCUGGGAUAGCACAGCAGUGGAUCCAGGGUAAAAGAGAAGACAUUGUCAGCCAGAUGACCGAAGCCUGCCUGAACCAGUCGCUAGAUGCCCUUCUGGCCAGGGACUUGAUCAUGAAGGAGGACUAUGAACUUAUUAGCACUAAGCCUACAAGGACCUCAAAAGUCAGACAGUUACUGGAUAUCACUGACAUCCAAGGCGAAGAAUUCGCCAAAGUCAUAGUACAAAAAUUAAAAGAUAACAAGCAACUGGGUCUUCUGCCCUACCCGGAAAUACUUACAGUUUCUCAGUCACCAUCUUUAAGUUUAUUUCAGAAUAAAAGUUUCUAGGUAACUCAUUCAAGGAAAGAAAACCCAUCUGAAAAAGUAUAUUUUGUAUAUAUAU
Messenger RNA from Suncus etruscus (white-toothed pygmy shrew), 1687 nucleotides. It is a transcript of the gene RIPK2, whose product is annotated as receptor interacting serine/threonine kinase 2. The record is from RefSeq and is a predicted model, not a curated record. Bases 1 to 1632 code for a protein of 543 amino acids. NCBI's taxonomy places the organism in Eukaryota, Metazoa, Chordata, Mammalia, Eulipotyphla, Soricidae. Gene Ontology annotation, molecular function: ATP binding; JUN kinase kinase kinase activity. The transcript is spliced from 11 exons. Gene Ontology annotation, biological process: protein phosphorylation; positive regulation of canonical NF-kappaB signal transduction; innate immune response.